Molecule: messenger RNA, 1454 nt
Organism: Galdieria sulphuraria
Lineage: Eukaryota; Rhodophyta; Bangiophyceae; Galdieriales; Galdieriaceae
Product: aminoacylase
Exons: 5
Coding region: 21-1418 (465 amino acids)
Biological process (GO): amino acid metabolic process
Cellular component (GO): cytoplasm
Molecular function (GO): aminoacylase activity
Source: RefSeq, a predicted model, not a curated record
CAUUAUUUACUUGUCCACACAUGAAAAGGUCGUAUUCCUUAGUAGGAGGGCUAGUCAUAGGGUUGACUUUUUGUCUAUUCUUAAGAACAAAUGCUCAAGAAAGUGAAGAUGAGGCAAUAUCCAACUUGCAAAAAUAUAUUCAAAUACGUACAGAUCAACCUCAUCCUGACUAUGCUAGUGCAGUCGAGUUUUUAACACAAUUGGCUACUGAAAUAGGUUUAGAGACCCAGUCUUUGGAACUUGUACCAGGGAAACCCAUAUUCCUGGCUUGGUUAUUAGGAUCGAAUGGCGAUGGAUCGACUAUUUUACUCAAUUCACAUAUGGAUGUGGUGCCUGUAGAACCUGGUGGUUGGAGUCAAGAUCCAUUUGCUGCUACCAUCGAACGAGAUAAAGUCUAUGGUAGAGGUACUCAAGAUAUGAAGAGUGUUACCAUCCAGUACUUGGAAGCAUUAAGGCAUCUCAUCCGACGAGGUUGGAAACCUGACCGAACUGUUUUGCUUUCGGUAGUUCCUGACGAAGAGAUUGGAGGUGCUCAAGGAAUGGGAGUGUUUGUAGAGUCCAAAGAAUUUCAAAAGUGGAACAUUAGCUUAGAAUUGGAUGAAGGUUUAGCCAAUCCACAAUCUUUUAUGUGGUUGUAUUAUGGUGAGCGACAACCUUGGUGGCUUACUAUUGGAGCUACAGAUCAACCUGCUCAUGGAGCAACAUUACCCAAUCAUACAGCCAUCCAACACUUAUACAAGAUAGAACAAAAAGUUCUCGAAUUUCGAAAGCAACAAGAGCAGCAAGUGAGUCAAGGAAUCCCUUUGGGAGAUAUUAUUGGAAUCAAUCUUGUUUAUCUUCGCUCCGGAGUAACCAAAGACGAUCAUAGUUAUGUGAUGAAUAUGGUCCCAGGAAUAGCAGAGUUAGGUUUGGAUAUUCGAGUACCUCCCACGAAACAACAUAGCCAAGAAAUGACUCGAAUCAUAUCCGAUUGGUUGUCAUGUACUGAAGAUGAAAUCAUGAAUAACUGGAUUGGAAAUUGCAGUCAUUAUUACUACAAGUUUAUUCACAGAGUUGAUAUUCCUCAAGUAACUAGCAAAGAUCCCGUGGAGAAUCCCUACUAUCAAGUGAUACAACAAGUUUUCGAUGAAUUAUCCAUUUCUUAUAAAACUGCAAUAUUUCCUGCUUCUACAGAUGCACGAUAUUUGAGAGAAAGGAAAAUUCCUUGUUUCGGGUUUAGUCCUAUUCAUUCGACUCCAGUAUUAUUACAUGAUAACGAUGAAUAUAUUCCCAAAGACAUAUUUCUUAAAGGCAUCUCCAUUUAUGAAAGACUUAUUGAAGCUUUAAGUACUUUGGAUUACCCAACAAUCCCAAGUUGUAAACCAACUGAAAAUAUAACCCAUUCUAUAACAACAACUAUGCCUCAUGAAGAACUUUGAUAUUGUUUUCUAAAGUCGGUUUCUUUUUCUCUUAUU